Eruca vesicaria subsp. sativa (arugula) is the source of this 1020-nucleotide messenger RNA. The record is from the annotation of a GenBank genome assembly. Lineage: Eukaryota; Viridiplantae; Streptophyta; Magnoliopsida; Brassicales; Brassicaceae.
AUGAAUCGUCACCCUGAGAUCGCUCCUUAUCAGACAAGCUUCGUCCUCUCCACCCAAUUCCCAUGUUCUCAUAGUGGCAAGAGAGGCAGCAUGUCGCCUCCUCCUCGGAGCUCAUUGCCACCCCGUCCUCCUCCGACCAGUAAGCAAAACGACUUGCAGAAUUUCAACCCCGGACCAAGGCUAUCUCAGCCUGUCUUCUCAUUCGGCUCAUUGCCGCCCAUGAGCCCUGCAACGUCUCCGUUUGCGUUCACGAGGCCUACCACCUCCAGCAGUGAUAACUACUCAGCUGGUUUGCAUUCUAUGUUGCCUCAAGAUGCUAUGCAGAUGAUCUAUGCGAAGCCGAUAGAGAUGCCUGUUGGCCCUGGAGAAAAAGAACCUCAUGGGGAAGUAGCCAGUUUCAUGGACGACUACGUCACUGCCUACAUGGAAUUGGAUAAGAAUUUUGAUUUUUCUAAUAGGGAUGAUGACGUGGAGAGAAUAAGUAGUGGAUAUUUUGAGAAUGUGAAAAGCAGCACUGGGAGUGCGAAUAGGGGAAACUCUACUUUGGGGGUUAAGAAAUGGGUGUUUACUGAAUCUCAAAUGAAGAAAAUUGCGGGUUGUGAGAGACUCAGAAAGCUGGUUGUUGCUGAUCCCAAGUAUGUCAAAAGACUCUUGUCAAGCCGGGAAACAGGAGAACGUGCAAGGAAGAAGAAGGCGCAGCAGGUUUUAGAGUUGGAAAAAACGAUAAACAUUCUUGAGAAAGAGGCUGCUAGAGUAACUGCCCUUAACAGCUCUGCGGAGAGAACAAAAUUGAGCCUGGAAGAGGAGAACAUGCAAAUUAGGAUUCGUCUUCAAGAAAUGGAGGAGCAGGCCAAACUUGCUAAUGCCUUGACGGAAUAUUAUAAUGGAGAAAUCAAUAGGCUGAAGCAGAAGGGAACAGGAGUGUUAAACCCAAACAUGGAGACAUUAAUGUACGAAAACAUGUUGAUGGAGCAACUGAGCCUAGAUGAGGAGCCGGAGACAAAUUAUGGUUUCGAAUGA